Molecule: messenger RNA, 897 nt
Organism: Apis mellifera (honey bee)
Lineage: Eukaryota; Metazoa; Arthropoda; Insecta; Hymenoptera; Apidae
Gene: eca
Product: transmembrane emp24 domain-containing protein eca
Exons: 4
Coding region: 139-786 (215 amino acids)
Biological process (GO): endoplasmic reticulum to Golgi vesicle-mediated transport; Golgi organization; intracellular protein transport
Cellular component (GO): COPII-coated ER to Golgi transport vesicle; endoplasmic reticulum-Golgi intermediate compartment; endoplasmic reticulum
Source: RefSeq, a predicted model, not a curated record
GAUAACGCGCAGUAGCGCCGCGUACGUGAACUUCACUGUUGUUUUCGAAGGUGACGUGUGUCCUAUUUGGUUUCACCUAGAAUUUCUUUCGUAAUUUAAGUUUUGUUGUGCUAUUAAAAACACUGCUCAUAAAAAAUCAUGUUAAAAUACGGUAUAUUUCUAGUAUUAUUGUGUAUUCUCGAAUAUGGUACAGGACUCUAUUUUCAUAUUGCUGAAACUGAACGAAAGUGUUUCAUGGAAGAUAUUCCAGAUGAAACGACUGUUUUAGUAAAUUACAAAGUUGAAUUAUAUGAUCCAAGAACCGGUGGAUUCGCCCCGAGCAGCCCGGGAAUGGGAAUGCACGUGCAAGUUCGCGAUCCAGAUGAUAAAACGAUUCUUUCCAGAGUGUAUAGUUCAGAAGGAAGAUUUUCUUUUACUUCUUUCAUGCCUGGAGAGCAUAUAAUUUGCUUAUAUUCUAACACUAGUUCCUGGUUCAGUGGUGCUCAAUUAAGAGUGCAUUUGGACAUUCAAGUUGGUGAACAUGCUAUUGAUUAUUCCAAUACAGCUCACAAAGAAAAAUUUACUGAGCUACAAUUGAGGAUACAUCAACUUCUUGAUCAAGUGGAACAAAUAACAAAGGAACAAAAUUAUCAGAGGUAUCGAGAAGAACGUUUCAGGCAAACAUCUGAAAGUACACAUCGCCGUGUAUUUUGGUGGUCUCUAAUACAAACUGUGAUUGUAUUGAUUAUGGGUACAUGGCAAAUGAGACAUUUGAAAAGUUUUUUUGAAGCUAAGAAACUAGUAUAAGAUCAAAACUAAUAAUUCCAAUAAUAUUAGUCAUUUAAAAAAUGAACUUUUCCUUGUUAUCCUCAAUAUAAGGAAUCCUCAAUAUAAUUUAUUUAAAAAAAAAAAAAAUAG